GAGCCUCCAGCGCCGCGCUGGGCUCGGGCGGUGAGAGCUGCGCAGCGCAGGGUGCUGGCUGGCUUCGCUGAGACGCCGAGCGGACGCGGCCGGCGCCGGCUUGUGGGCUCGCCGCCUGCAGCCAUGACCCUCGCAGCCUUUCCCUCGGUCUCGGCCCGGGGCGUCUGAUAUCCCACACAGUCGCGCGCAGCUGCCGGAGAGCCGACCGCUGCCCCCUCUUCGCCGUAUCGCACUCCCUUCCCGGGAGCUGGGAGCAGCGCGGGCAGCCGGCGCCCCCGUGCAAACUGGGGGUGUCUGUCGGAGCAGCCCCCGCCGCCGCCACUGCUGCCCCAGACGCUGGCCAUGGCCUGGCGGGGCGCAGGGCCGAGCGUCUCGGGGGCCCCCGGGGGCGUCGGGCUCAGUCUGGGGUGGCUGCUGCAGUUGCUGCUGCUGGUGGGGCCGGCGCGGGGCUUCGGAGACGAGGAGGAACGGCGCUGCGACCCCAUCCGCAUCUCCAUGUGCCAGAACCUCGGCUACAACGUGACCAAGAUGCCCAACCUGGUGGGGCACGAGCUGCAGACGGACGCCGAGCUGCAGCUGACAACUUUCACACCGCUCAUCCAGUACGGCUGCUCCAGCCAGCUGCAGUUCUUCCUUUGUUCUGUUUAUGUGCCAAUGUGCACAGAGAAGAUCAACAUCCCCAUUGGCCCAUGUGGUGGCAUGUGUCUUUCAGUCAAGAGGCGCUGUGAACCCGUCCUGAAGGAAUUUGGAUUUGCCUGGCCAGAGAGUUUGAACUGCAGCAAAUUCCCACCACAGAAUGACCACAACCAUAUGUGCAUGGAAGGGCCAGGUGAUGAAGAGGUGCCCUUACCUCACAAAACCCCCAUCCAGCCUGGGGAAGAGUGUCACUCUGUGGGAACCAAUUCCGAUCAGUACAUCUGGGUGAAAAGAAGCCUGAACUGUGUUCUCAAGUGUGGCUAUGAUGCUGGCUUAUACAGCCGCCCAGCCAAGGAGUUCACCGAUAUCUGGAUGGCUGUGUGGGCCAGCCUGUGCUUCAUCUCCACUGCCUUCACAGUACUGACCUUCCUGAUUGAUUCUUCUAGGUUUUCCUACCCUGAGCGCCCCAUCAUAUUUCUCAGUAUGUGCUAUAAUAUUUAUAGCAUUGCUUAUAUUGUCAGGCUGACUGUAGGCCGGGAAAGGAUAUCCUGUGAUUUUGAAGAGGCAGCAGAACCCGUUCUCAUCCAAGAAGGACUUAAGAACACAGGAUGUGCAAUAAUUUUCUUGCUGAUGUACUUUUUUGGAAUGGCCAGCUCCAUUUGGUGGGUUAUUCUGACACUCACUUGGUUUCUGGCAGCAGGACUCAAAUGGGGUCACGAAGCCAUUGAAAUGCACAGCUCUUAUUUCCACAUUGCGGCCUGGGCCAUCCCCGCAGUGAAAACCAUUGUUAUCUUGAUUAUGAGACUGGUGGAUGCAGAUGAACUAACUGGCCUGUGCUAUGUUGGAAACCAAAAUCUCGAUGCCCUCACUGGGUUCGUGGUGGCUCCCCUCUUUACUUAUUUGGUGAUUGGAACUUUGUUCAUUGCUGCAGGUUUGGUGGCUUUGUUCAAAAUUCGGUCAAAUCUCCAAAAGGAUGGGACAAAGACAGACAAAUUAGAAAGACUGAUGGUCAAGAUUGGGGUCUUCUCAGUCCUGUACACAGUUCCUGCAACGUGUGUGAUUGCCUGUUAUUUUUAUGAAAUCUCCAAUUGGGCACUCUUUCGGUAUUCUGCAGAUGAUUCCAACAUGGCUGUUGAAAUGUUAAAAAUUUUUAUGUCUUUGCUGGUGGGCAUCACUUCAGGCAUGUGGAUUUGGUCUGCGAAAACUCUUCACACGUGGCAGAAGUGUUCCAACAGAUUGGUGAAUUCUGGAAAGGUAAAGAGAGAGAAGAGAGGAAAUGGUUGGGUGAAGCCUGGGAAAGGCAAUGAGACUGUGGUAUAAGGCUAGCCAGCCUCCAAGCUUCCUUCAUUUUGAAGGAGGGGGGAUUGCCAGCAUUUUGGUGGAAAUUCUACUAAAAGUUGUAUGCAGUGAAUCUCAUACAAACUAGCAACAAUUAAGUGACUCCCAUCAACCCACUGCCUCCCAUCCUGACCCCAGCAUCAAAAAAAAAAAAAAACACAAUGAUUUUGCUGCAGACUUUGGAAUGAUCCAAAAUGGAAAAGCCAGUUAGAGGCUUUCAAAGCUGUGAAAAAUCAAAACGUUGAUCACUUUAGCAGGUCGCAGCUUGGAGUGUGGAGGUCCUGCCUAGAUUCCAGGAAGUUCAGGGCGAUACUGUUUUCCCCUGCAGGGUGGGAUUUGAGCUGUGAGUUGGUAACUUGCAGGGAGAAAGAUUAACUUUUUUAACCCUUUACAAUUUUAAAUACUAACUGGGUCUUUCAGAUAGCAAAGCAAUCUAUAAACACUGGAAACACUGGGUUCAGAGAAGUGUUACAAGAGUUUUAUAGUUUGGCUGAUCUAACAUAAACAUCUUCUGUGGUGCACUGUCUGCUGUUUAGAACUUUGUGGAUCGCACUCCCAAGAGGUGGUGUUAGAAUCCUUCAGUGCCUUUGUCAUAAAACAGAAUUGUUUAACAAACAAAAGUACUGUACUCACAUAAGGUAUCCAGUAGAUUUUUCUUCUCUCUUUCCUCUCUUAAAUUUCAACAUCUCUGUUUUGGGCUGCUGCUGUUUUCUUCAUUUUACAUUAAUGACUCAAAAAAAGGUAUUUUUAUAGGAAUUUUUGCACUGCAGCAUGCUUAAACAGGGGAAAAGGAAGGGUGAUUCACUUUCUGACAAUCACUUAAUUCAGAGGAAAAUGAAAUUUACUAAGUUGACUUACCUGACCGACCCCAGAGACCUAUUGCAUUGAGCAGUGGGGACUUAAUAUAUUUUACUUGUGUGAUUGCAUCUAUGCAGACGCCAGUCUGGAAGAGCUGAAAUGUUAAGUUUCUUGGCAACUUUGCAUUCACACAGAUUAGCUGUGUAAUUUGUGUGUGUCAAUUACAAUUAAAAGCACAUUCUUGGACCAUGACAUAGUAUACUCAACUGACUUUAAAACUAUGGUCAGCUUCAACUUGCAUUCUCAGAGUGAUAGUGCCUUUUUUUUUUUUUUUUUUUUUUUUAGCAUAAGAAUGUUAUCAGAGUCUGGUCUACUUACGACAAUGGAGACUUUUUCAGUUUUAUAAAGGGAACUGAGGACGGCUAAUCCAACUACUUGGUGCAUAAUUGUUUCCUAGUAAUUGGCAAAGUCUCCUUGUAAGAUUUCAUUGGAGGCAGUGUGGCCUGGAGUAUUUAUAUGGUGCUUAAUGAAUCUCCAGAAUGCCAGCCAGAAGCUUGAUUGGUUAGUAGGGAAUAAAGUGUAGACCAUAUGAAAUGAAAUGCAAACUCUAAUAGCACAGGUCUUAAUUGCCUUUUACGGAGGUAUCCAAAGCUUUUAAAAUUUAUCCUAUACAUUCUUCACAAGGGGGUACCCCCUAGCAGCCUCUCAAAAAUUGCACUUCUCUUAAAACUGUAACUGGCCUUUCUCUUACCUUGCCUUAGGCCUUCUAAUCAUGAGAUCUUAGGGACAAAUUGUUGACUGUGUCACAGGUUUCUCUCCUUGUAACUCAUACCUAUCUGCUUCAGCAACUGCUUUGCAAUGACUCAUUUAUUUAUUAAUUGAUGGCCUUUAAAUAGGAAGAGAAGCUCUUUUUUUUUUUUUUCAAUCACACUUUGUGGAAAAACAUUUCCAGGGACUCAAAAUUCAAAAUAGGUGGUCAAAUUCUGGAAAUAAGCAUUCUUCUUUUGUUAAAUUUGGUUUGAGCCUUAUGCCCAUAGUUUGACAUUUCCCUUCUUCUUUCCUUACUGUUUUUGUUUGGUUUUUGAGCUAUAUAACAUCAAGAUGCAUGUAAGGUCCAUUGUGUAUUUUGGAAGGCAAGGAUCUCGGCUUUUGAGACAGAAGCUAAGUGGGCACAGGUGGCCCCUGCUGCUGUGUGCCCAGUGUGAGUACCUUGGCUAGGUUCUGGGUCAGGCUCCAGGAGCAUGAGAUUGAUCCCCAGAAGAACCAUUUUAACUGCAUCUGAUCCUACAUUGCCUAUGAAAUGUAAAAUGUGAAUUCCCUGUGCUGCUUGUAGACAGUUCCCAUAACUGUCCAGGGCCCUGGAGCACGCACCCAGGGCCAGAGCCUGCCCUUACUCACGCUCUGCUCUGGUGUCUUGGGAGUUGUACAGGGACUCUAGCCCAGGCAGGGGAAAGAAGACCAGGCAGUAGGGGACUGGUCUUGCCGUGAGAGAAUAGGGGUUUGUAAUGCGGUUUUCUUCAUAACACUUCAGUGAUCGUGUGACCAAGGCAGCAUCUGGCAGAAAGCCAGGCAUGGAGUAGGUGAUCAAUUCUUGUCAAUGACUAACAAUAAAAGAGCACUUGGGUGAA
Molecule: messenger RNA, 4400 nt
Organism: Saimiri boliviensis boliviensis (Bolivian squirrel monkey)
Lineage: Eukaryota; Metazoa; Chordata; Mammalia; Primates; Cebidae
Gene: FZD4
Product: frizzled class receptor 4
Biological process (GO): retina vasculature morphogenesis in camera-type eye; canonical Wnt signaling pathway; non-canonical Wnt signaling pathway
Cellular component (GO): plasma membrane
Molecular function (GO): Wnt receptor activity; Wnt-protein binding
Source: RefSeq, a predicted model, not a curated record